Messenger RNA from Seriola dumerili (greater amberjack), 415 nucleotides. It is a transcript of the gene cebpzos, whose product is annotated as CEBPZ opposite strand. NCBI's taxonomy places the organism in Eukaryota, Metazoa, Chordata, Actinopteri, Carangiformes, Carangidae. The record is from RefSeq and is a predicted model, not a curated record. Bases 152 to 397 code for a protein of 81 amino acids. The transcript has 4 exons.
CUUCUGUUAGCCGUUAGCAUUGGUUGUACAACACAAGGACAGAGGAUCGUUGGCUUCUUUGAACAUUUCACGUCAUAUUUAACAUUUCUUUUUCACUACUGGAAGUUGUUUUAAGAGUCAUUCAGUUGUUUACUUUUCCUGGAACCUGAAGAUGCCGCCCAAACCUCUGGAGCCUCUGGCCAAGAAACUGAUGAAGGGGGUGAUCGUCCUGGAGCUGCUGGGCGUCUUCGGGGCGUACGGCCUCUUUCAGAGGAUGAACAACAGUCAAGACUUCAGGAACACCAUGAACAGGAGGUUUCCAUCGAUUCUAGAAGUUUACUACCAGUCCAACGAGUGGGCGGGGGUCUACGGCGUCCGAGAGAGAGACCACGAGGCCUGGUCGGCCAAACGGGACUAAAGGAGUUCGGCAGAGAAA